AUGGGGUAUCUCUACUCUGCUCUGCUCUGCUCUGCUCCGCUCAAAGCCAAAUUCGCCAUCGCCGACGCAAUCCCAAACCCCCACCUACUCCGCCUCGCGGGCCGGGUGCCGUUCGAUGCGGAGGGCCUGGGCGGCGGUCUCGAGGGCGGCGCGGGCGGCGAGGAGGCGGGCGCGGAGGCGGGCGUGGUGGGUUUGGAGGGGGGCGAGGGGGGAGGGGGCGUGUGGGCGUGGGCGUGGGGUGGUUGUGGUUGGGUUUGGGGUUGUGGUUGGUUUGGAUGCGGGCGGGGGAAGUGGUGGUGGGGGGGAGGAGGUGGGUACUGUGGUUGGAUGGGCGUCGGGGUGGGGAGGUGGGUCCUUGGUUGGGGGGGAGGAGGCGGCGGCGGCGGGUGGGAUUGA
Molecule: messenger RNA, 396 nt
Organism: Letharia columbiana
Lineage: Eukaryota; Fungi; Ascomycota; Lecanoromycetes; Lecanorales; Parmeliaceae
Exons: 2
Coding region: 1-396 (131 amino acids)
Source: RefSeq, a predicted model, not a curated record